Xyrauchen texanus (razorback sucker) is the source of this 1669-nucleotide messenger RNA. RefSeq names its product ganglioside GM2 activator-like. Gene Ontology annotation, biological process: ganglioside catabolic process; lipid transport. Bases 282 to 887 code for a protein of 201 amino acids. The transcript has 4 exons. Lineage: Eukaryota; Metazoa; Chordata; Actinopteri; Cypriniformes; Catostomidae. Gene Ontology annotation, molecular function: enzyme activator activity; lipid carrier activity. The record is from RefSeq and is a predicted model, not a curated record. Gene Ontology annotation, cellular component: cytoplasmic side of plasma membrane.
UUUUUUGUUUUUUAAAUGCGCAAAGAAUCCAGGCACAAACGCUUAUUUAAAUACCACAACACACCCACAUGACAUGACGACACAUACUGGAUAGAUUCAAGAGUGCUUGUGAAACGAAACAUUUAUUUGUCUUCAUUGCUCUUAGAUAAUUACCUCGCAAUUCUGUUUGGGGCCAUUCAAUCGUGCUGUGCAGUUUUCAUAUAGUAACUGUGAUUUUGUUAUGCGCUCUAGUUAACCCAAUCAAAAGUUACACUUCGUGUUUUGACAAUAUACAGUGCAAAAUGAAAAGUCACAUUUCCUUCUUCAUUACUCUGUUCGCUGCAUACUAUGUUUUCCAGGAAGCCUCGUGCAACUCGCACAGCAGAAACGGCUGGAAAUUAACCAAGGUGCUGGGAUUUUCUUGGGCAAACUGCGGAAAGUCAGAUGACCCCGCAACCAUGAAGACUCUUAAUUUGUCCCCAGACCCCAUUCCUAUUCCAGGAUAUUUAACAGCAGAAGCAUCAGGCACCACAUCAGUAGAGCUUACCUCUCCUCUUUCUGUGAAUGUAACACUGGAAAGAGAAGUUGCUGGUGUGUGGGUAAAAAUACCUUGUAUAGAUGAACUAGGAAGUUGUCAUUACCCAAAUGUAUGCGACUUGCUCGAUGAACUCAUCCCUCCAGGACAAGACUGCCCUGAGCCUCUGCAAACAUAUGGCCUGCCCUGCCACUGUCCAUUCAAAGCUGGUGAUUACUCUUUGCCAUCAUCAGGUUUUAACAUACCAGAAGUUGAAUUGCCUAGCUGGCUGACCAACGGCGAUUACAAAGUUCAGGGCAUUUUAGGAAACUCUGAAAAAGAACUGGGUUGCAUUAAAGUCAGCUUCUCAUUACAUUCCUCCUUACACAAGUAACACUAUGAAAGGGAGAGACCUAGCACCCUUUUAUAGCACAGUGAGCUUUUCCUGGCUUUUGGGUGGCUCUUAGAAAGAAAAUAGGAGAUACAAAUAUUUUUUUAAUCAUUAAUUAUUGGUUGAUUAAUUAAUAGGAAUUUACUCAUUCUUAUUUGAAUGUUUUAUCAAGUUUUAACUUCUGCAUUUGUUCUCCUUGAUGCACUAAUGCAUCAGUGAUUUUAAUGAAGCUGAGAUGUUUGUGAAUCAGUUUUCAUUAAAAAAUAAUUUUCCUGCUCAUGUCUGUUCUUGGUAGACAUUAAAAAAAGUUUACAGCUGUUGUCUGUAGGGUACAACGGGGUUAAAGGCACACGCACCUUAAGUAAAAAUCACUUUUUUUUUUACCUGAUCAAAAAGUGUAUCAAGGUGGGGAAAAUUUUUAAAUAAUAUAAUUUUUUUUUUUUUUUUUAUGAAAAAUUGAUGGAGCCAUAAUUUGUGUGAAUAAAUAAAAGGUUGUUUUGAUUCAAAUUAUUAUUAUUGUUUUUCAAAGGAGGCGAGGGAAACUUUUACCCCACACUUAAUUAAAAAAUAAGGCUGUGUAAAUAUAGGGUUAUUAGUGGUAGGGCAACAUUUUUCAAUUUAGUUCAAAUGUGAUAAUUUCCGGUAUUCUCAUUAGCUACAUACAUUUGCAACAUAAAAUUCUUAAAUAUUAAACUUUAGACAUUGCACACAAUGAUCAUUGAUUAGGAAUAUUUUGCUGUGUGUAGUGAUAAACAGGUAUUAAAUAAAGCACUGUUGCAGUUUUU